Messenger RNA from Pteronotus mesoamericanus, 1345 nucleotides. RefSeq names its product sialic acid-binding Ig-like lectin 5. Gene Ontology annotation, molecular function: sialic acid binding. The coding region runs from base 11 to 1342 and encodes 443 amino acids. Gene Ontology annotation, biological process: cell adhesion. The record is from RefSeq and is a predicted model, not a curated record. NCBI's taxonomy places the organism in Eukaryota, Metazoa, Chordata, Mammalia, Chiroptera, Mormoopidae. Gene Ontology annotation, cellular component: plasma membrane. The transcript is spliced from 7 exons.
UAGCCCCGAGAUGCUGCCGCUGCUGCUGCUGCCCCUGCUGUGGGCCGGGGCCCUGGCCCAGGGUCCGGGAUUCCAGCUGCAGGUGCAGGAGUCCGUGACGGUGCAGGCGGGCCAGUGCGUCUCCGUGCCCUGCACUGUGUCCUACCCCAGAAUUGGCUGGACUGACUCCACCCCAGCUCACGGCUACUGGUUCCGGGAAGGGGACGACACAAACAAGCAGAAGCCUGUGGCCACGAACCACCCCAGCAGGACAGUGAAGGCGGAGACCAGGGACCGAUUCCACCUCGUUGGGGAUCCCCAGACCUAUGACUGCUCCUUGCACAUCAGAGACGCAAAGAGAAGCGACACAGGGAGAUACUUCUUUAGGGUGGAGCGAGGGACUUGUGUGAAGGAGAAUUACAAAGAGAACCUGCUCUUUGUAAAUGUAACAAGCAAGACGGUUCAAGCUCCGGCACCCAAACCUGACAUCCACCUCCAGGAGACCCUGGAAUCUGGCCACCCCAAGAACAUUACCUGUACAGUGUCAUGGGACUGUAAGAAAGACCCACCACCCCAGCUGUCCUGGACGGGGGUCAACCGCACCCCCCUGGGUCCCCAGACUCAGAACUCCUCAGUGCUCACCCUCACACCGCAGCCUCAGGACCACGGCACCAACCUCACCUGUCGGGUGGCCUUGAAAGAUGACCUGAUCAGCGAGAGGACCAUCCUGCUCAAUGUGUCCUACGCCCCCCAGCUGCUGGGACCCUCUUGCUCGCGGGAGGACCAGGGUCUGCGCUGCAGCUGCUCCUCCCGAGCCCAGCCGGCCCCCUCGCUGCGCUGGCGGCUGGGGGAGACGCUGCUGGAGGGGAACCACAGCAACGCCUCCCACGCGGUCACCACGCACCCCGCGGGGCCCUGGGCCAACAGCUCCCUGAGCCUCCGUGGGGAGCUGAGUUCCAACCUCAGGCUCAGCUGCGAGGCCCAGAACGCCCACGGGAGACAGGCCGUGACUGUCCUGCUGCUGCCAGGACAGGAGAGACCAGCAGACAGGACGGGAGUGAUUCUGGGGGCUCUCGGGGGAGCUGGUGCCACAGCCCUGCUCGCUGUCUGCCUCGGCCUCAUCCUAUGGAGGAUCUACAGCAAGAAACGGGCAGGCAGCCCGCAGAGCGCAGAGAGCCAGGACGGCGUGUCCCAGAGCCACCUGGAUGCCCCCUCCGCCCCCGACCUGCCCCCGGCGGUGGCCGCCUCCGACUCAGAGCGUGAGCUCUAUUACAAUGCUCUCCAUCUCCCCAACACGAAGCCACAGGACCCUCAGGCCCAGGAGACCACCCUGUACUCUGAGAUCGCGAUCCAGAAAUGGUGACGC